AGACAGUGACGGACAAAGACCCAGGGGGAACCGAGAGGAAGGAAGAAGCAGCUAACGGCACAUCACCCCCAACCAGCACCAGCAUGGGCCCCUUCUCCACCAUCACCGUGAGCUUCCUCUUCUGUCUGGCAUUCUGGCAUCCAGAUCAAAUUGGAGCUAACCCAGUGUACAACGCCAUGUCCAACGCAGAUCUGACGGACUUCAAGAAUUUGCUGGAUCACUUGGAGGACAGGAUGCCUUUUGAAGAUGAAGCUGUGCCCCCUCAAGCACUAAGUGAGCAGAGUGAUGAAGCUGGGGCAGCUCUCAGCCCCCUUCCUGAGGUCCCUCCCUGGACAGGGGAGGUCAGUCCAGCCCAGAGAGAUGGGGGAGCCCUUGGGAGAAGCCCCUGGGAGGCCUCUGAGAGAUCUGCUCUCCUGAAAAGCAAGCUGAGGGCACUGCUCACUGCCCCUCGGAGCCUGCGGAGGUCCAGCUGCUUUGGGGGCAGGAUUGACAGGAUUGGAGCCCAGAGUGGUCUGGGCUGCAACAGCUUCCGGUACCGAAGAUAACAGCCAGGGAAGAAAGGCGGCCAGGUGCCCUCGGCCCACUGCAGGAACCCUCCUCCUCCUGCGUCUCUCAAGUCACUUUGUCUCAUCUCAUUGCAUCGAGUCGUUACUGCACCUUAUCUGAGCUGCAG
Molecule: messenger RNA, 673 nt
Organism: Oryctolagus cuniculus (rabbit)
Lineage: Eukaryota; Metazoa; Chordata; Mammalia; Lagomorpha; Leporidae
Gene: NPPA
Product: natriuretic peptide A
Biological process (GO): receptor guanylyl cyclase signaling pathway; neuropeptide signaling pathway; negative regulation of systemic arterial blood pressure
Cellular component (GO): extracellular region; cytoplasm
Molecular function (GO): hormone receptor binding; hormone activity
Source: RefSeq, marked provisional